AUGUCGAGACUUAGUAAAGCAGAGCAUCCCGACGCGGAUCUGAACUUCCUGGACUCGCCGCCAUUUCCAGAGGAUGUAUCCACGGCGCCACUUCUCCGAAUAAGUCUAAGCAAACUCGUUCAAGGCGACCAAGGGGAGAUCGACAAGUUAUGGAAAGCUUGCCGUGAGCUUGGCUUCUUCUACCUCGACCUCCGUGAGGUUGGCAGAGCCGACUCGGCCACCGGGGGUGUUGAAUCGAAUAAACUUGAGAACAUUAGAGAUUUCGAUGCUGACAUCGAUGGCGAACGACUGCUUCAGGAUGCCAAAGAUCUGUUUGAAAUUGGCAAGGAAAUAUUUGACCUGCCUGUUGAAGAGAAGAUCAAGUACGAUCUAAAGGAUCAAGGAAGCUAUUUCGGUUAUAAGGGGUACGGCCAAGGCAUCAUCAAUGCCAAAGGGACAAAAGAUCGGAACGAAUUCUACAAUGUUUCGAAAGAUGACAUCCUAGGACUCUCUGAGCCACUCCCUGCUCCCGAACUACUUGAGCCCCAUCGAGAAUUGUUGAAGUCUUUCAUGCAACACUCUCACGCCCUGGUGAAUUUACUGCUGAGUUUGCUCAACCGUCAACUGGGCCUUCCGUGCGACAAGUUACCAUCUUUGCAUAGACUGGCCUCGAUUUCUGGUGAUCAGGUUCGCUGGGUCAAUGCACCACCUCAACCAACAGACGACCAAAGAACAGCACUGGGUCAGCACACAGAUUUCGGAAGUGUCACCAUCCUGUUUAAUAGACUGGGAGGGCUGCAAGUGUUGCCUCCAAACUCGGACGAAUGGUCUUACGUGAAGCCACUACGGGGACAUGCAGUUAUCAACCUAGGCGAUGCCAUGGUCAAACUUACUGCCGGGAUCCUACGCUCAAACAUCCAUCGUGUCGUCAACCCUCCAGGUCAGCAAGCCAGUCAUACACGGAUGAGCUUGGUGUACUUCGCUAGGCCAGCGGACGAUGUCAUCUUGAAGGCACUGCACGGAAGCAAUCUAAUCGACGAGAAUAGACGACAGAAUCCAGAAACGCUUGGGGAAGAAGAGAUUACAAGCAAAGAAUGGAUACUACGUAGAGCGUUGGGUCGACGACAAGGAGGUGACUGGUCAAAAGCUGGCGGAACAGAGAGUGUACGACUUGAGACAUGA
Messenger RNA from Aureobasidium namibiae CBS 147.97, 1161 nucleotides. RefSeq names its product Clavaminate synthase-like protein. Gene Ontology annotation, molecular function: dioxygenase activity. The coding region runs from base 1 to 1161 and encodes 386 amino acids. Lineage: Eukaryota; Fungi; Ascomycota; Dothideomycetes; Dothideales; Saccotheciaceae. The transcript has 3 exons. The record is from RefSeq and is a predicted model, not a curated record.